GUACCGCGGCUUGGCUCUCGGGCGGAGCAGGCCAGGCUCGGCUCGGCUCCGGGCUGGAGGAAGUUCGUGGGGCUGCAACUGGGAGGUGCGAGGUGUGGAUCAGCUGAUCGCGCUGCGCGGCUGCCGGCGAGCUGAGUCAGGCAUCAUGGAGCGUUCCGGAGCUCAGCUGCUGGUUUGUUUUCUCCUCACGGUGCUGAUCUGGGUCCGUGAAAUUCCAGCAGUAAGCAUCACACAUGUUACAGCACGGACUCUUUCUCCAUGUUACUCUGCCAAUCUUACACCGACAUCAGACAGGCUAAUUUCUGCUGUAGGCUGCACUGUGGUGUUCUCUCCACCAGGCCUGAAUUUUAGCACUGGGAUUGUACGCUGGGAUUAUAAAAAUGUCUCCUCUACAGUUCUGUCCAUCAUAGUAUAUUAUAAGGAGCAAUCAAAAGUUGAUUUACAUCCUUCAUAUAAUGGGAACGUUGAGUUCAGCAAAACCCAUUGGACUCUCCAAAUAAAAUUGCAGUUGGGAGAUGGAGGAAUGUACAGUUUUAGAACAAACUCCCAGGAAACUAAGUGGUUCCAGCUGGAGGUUAUUGAGCCCUUGUCUCAGCCAGAACUCCGGAGCAACUCUUCCUUGGUGGGCUCCACCAUCGAAUUUGUCUGUAAGGUGCCAGUAGGGAAAGUUGAUUCCUAUCGGUGGAAGAAGGAUGGCAAGCGUCUCCCUGAAGACAGUCGCUUCCUGCUCUUUCAGAAUGACAGCAUUUUAUGUAUACUGAACACAGCACUGUCUGACAAUGGGGUGUACACCUGCGAAGUCAGCAAUCAAGUCAGCUGGAAUGAAACCUCCCUGAAACUAGACAUCCAGAAUCCUUUAAAUGUGGUUGUGGGAGUUGUCGUGGUGAUUGGCGUCCUUGUACUAGUUGCUGUUUUAUGUGUUUUAAAGAAAUAUCUCACGUGUCCAACACAGUGUUUCUGUGGAGACUCUAAUCCUAGACACUGUUUGUCUGGCGGUUGCUCAAGUGGACCAGGGGGACAUGUGGACUGUAAGGAGCAAACGUCACCAUCUUCUGGGACCCCAGAAACCACUGUGGCACUCUUGGACCGGAAUCCUCUUGAUUCUGAAAGGCAUCCUAACCAGGCUUCAGCUGCGUCCUGAACAACACCUCGGUUCCUGCUGUCACACCCUCUCGUGUCCUGUUUCCUUCCCCACCUUAUUUCUUCACUUUCCUGUCAUUCUCCUUUUUGCCACCUGUUUAAGAAGAGCUUGGCUUAGCUGGCCAAGACGGCAUUUUUUGUUGUUGUUGCCACACAGCUGUGAGCCCGUGACCAGCAGCAGCUAAAAGCAGUGCCCUCUACAGCCCAACCCUGGUACACGUUUCCCAAGUCUCAGGGUGCCUGCUGAGUGCCGUGCUGGUUUCUCCAGCAGCAAGCUUGUGAGUAAAGGUAUGUCUGCACAGUUAGACCGAGCAAUUGCUAGCCAGGUUAGCUGAGCCCAGGUGCAAGCCUUCUUGGUUAAGCCUAAUUGGUUAUUCCUACUCGUGUGAUUGUAUCCUCACUGUUUCUGCACUUAUCGGUGCAUGUCUGGGGCAUAGCCCAUGGUUCUUUGUGCUGAGAUGCUCUAGGACUCUUUCCUGACCAACUGUGUCAAUAGCAGGUGAAGCUGUCUGUCCUUUAGGGGGAGUUGUGGAAAGACACUGAAGGGCUGCCAGCACUCAAGUGAUUUUAGCUUGGGUCCUCACUGCAAAGUGUGUGGGUUCCAGCCUGAGUGAAACGGAGACUGGGUUCUAAUUAGGGUUGCCAACUUUGAUUGGACAAAUUCCUGGAUAUUUCAUCACAUGAAGUAAUCUUUAAUUAAAGAUUAAUCUUUAAUUCCUGGAGACUCCAGGAUAAACCUGGAGGGUUGACACCCCUAGUUCUAAUUCACCCCACCCAGCCAGGUCAGCUAGCAUGGGCGUAAAGUACCGCCAAGCCUGGAUCAGAGAUUUUUCUUUGUGGAUGGUAGAGGAUUUAGGCUAAACCCCAUGAAGAACUCAGGUUUCUGUCAAGCAGGGGUUCUCAAACUGGAGGUUGUGACCCCUCAGGAGAUUGCGAGGUUAUUACGUGGAGGGUCAUGAGCUAUCAGCCUCUAUCCCAAACCCAGCUUUGCCUCUAGCAUUUAAAGAGUGUUAAAUAUUAAAAAAUGUGUUUUUAAUUUAGAAGGGGGAGGUCGCACUCAGAGGCUUGCUGUGUGAAAGGGGUCAUCAAUACAUAA
Molecule: messenger RNA, 2236 nt
Organism: Mauremys reevesii (Reeves's turtle)
Lineage: Eukaryota; Metazoa; Chordata; Testudines; Geoemydidae
Product: hepatocyte cell adhesion molecule-like
Exons: 7
Coding region: 146-1141 (331 amino acids)
Source: RefSeq, a predicted model, not a curated record